AUGGGAGAUAUUGCCGCUACGUUCUCGAUUCUGAGUGAUGAUUCUGGGGCCACGGACAAAAUUCGGCGAUUUUUACUCUUCGAGGUUGAAACAUAUCAACCAAAAGCAUCUUGUGUUCCGAUGGCAUUGUGCCAGAAGCUCUGGAAAGUUAUUGCUGAGACGGAAGAAUUGCCGCUUGUGGGGGUAUUUUUCAAUUGGUACUUCAUACGGUUGGAGAGUAAGCUUGACUUCAUUCCUGAUAUCGCUCGCUUCGUGCAACGUGUCGGCUGCGAAGGCGUCGUCAAUUUGUUCAUCAACGCCAUCAAGCAACUGGAAGAAGGCAUGUGCCUUGCACUGAAGCUGUCUGAAGUGCUCCCGGAAUACCCUCAGGCACGAGUCACUCUCACAACUUUCGCGCUUCAGGAGGCUCGCAUCACCAUUGAAUCCUCUGAUCGAUGUAUUUCGGAAGAAGUGGGAUUGCUCUGGAAAGGGGCCAUGGACUGCAAUAUCGAGAAAGUCUGCACCGAUCUACUCAAGGUCGUGGCCCAAGUUGAGGGCUCCUUGCUGAGUCCGUACGUGAACCAGUUUUCAAAACUCAUCAAUUCCUCCAGCUUACCGGAACAUCGCGCAGCAUUCACUAGCGUCGUGGAUCGACGCCGUCAGUGGUUGAGAGAACAAGUUUCGCGAGGAGUGACACCACACUGGGAAAUCUCCCACGAACAUUUUCCGGAUGCUGCUAACAUAUCAACGUUCCUUCAGGGGCCCCUGGUUUCUUUAGUAAUCGAGGGCUUUAACAGCAUCGGAGCCGCGCGUACUCGAGCUGCUUUGCUACGAAUGCGUAUUGAGGGUCCUUUGGACGUAUCUGCAAGGAAGAGGGGAGCUGAAGCGUAG
Molecule: messenger RNA, 870 nt
Organism: Phytophthora sojae
Lineage: Eukaryota; Oomycota; Peronosporomycetes; Peronosporales; Peronosporaceae
Exons: 1
Coding region: 1-870 (289 amino acids)
Source: RefSeq, a predicted model, not a curated record